CAGCUUUAUUUAUCACUCUGGGUUGCAAUGGCAUAAGNCCCUCAUGCCCAGGACCCUGGAGGGGCAGAUCACCAUGGAGAAGACCCCCAGCUACUUCGUCACCAAGGAGGCCCCGGCGCGCAUCUCCUCCAUGUCCAAGGGCACGAAGCUCAUCGUGGUGGUGCGGGACCCCGUGACCAGAGCCAUCUCGGACUACACCCAGACGCUCUCCAAGAAGCCCGACAUCCCCACCUUUGAGAGCCUGACCUUCAAAAACAGGACUACGGGCCUGAUCGACACCUCGUGGAGCGCCAUCCAGAUUGGCAUCUACGCCAAGCACCUGGAGAACUGGCUCCUCUACUUCCCCAUCGGGCAGAUCCUCUUUGUGAGCGGGGAGAGGCUCAUCAGCGACCCCGCGGGGGAGCUGGGACGGGUCCAGGACUUUCUGGGCCUCAAGAGGAUCAUCACCGACAAACACUUCUACUUCAACAAAACCAAGGGCUUCCCGUGCCUGAAGAAGGCAGAAGGCAGCAGCAAACCCCACUGCCUGGGCAAGACAAAAGGCAGGACCCACCCCGACAUAGACCAGGAGGUGGUGCAGAGACUGCGGGACUUCUACCGGCCCUUCAACAUGAAGUUCUACCAGAUGACGGGACAGGACUUCGGCUGGGACUGA
Molecule: messenger RNA, 655 nt
Organism: Nestor notabilis (Kea)
Lineage: Eukaryota; Metazoa; Chordata; Aves; Psittaciformes; Psittacidae
Product: heparan sulfate glucosamine 3-O-sulfotransferase 3B1
Exons: 2
Molecular function (GO): [heparan sulfate]-glucosamine 3-sulfotransferase activity
Source: RefSeq, a predicted model, not a curated record